AUGGCCGACGGCAAACUCAGGGCUGCAAUCCUGGUUGUAUCGGAUACUGCUUCUCAGGAUCCAUCCACUGACAAAGUGGGGGAUACUCUGACCGCUUCAUUUACAGCCGAGGGCUCAAACAGCUGGGAGCCUCCCGUUAUCAAGAUUGUGCCUGAUAAUGUGCUAGAUAUCCAGCGGACAAUCUGCAAUUGGACAGAUGGUCCAGAUUGGGUUAACCUGGUUUUAAUUAGCGGUGGUACGGGCUUUGCUGUCAAGGAUAAUACUCCCGAGGCUGUAUCGCCUCUCAUCCAUCGCCAUGCGCCUGGCAUUGUACACGGCAUGCUUGCCGCCUCUCUUAAAGUGACACCGUUCGCAAUGAUGUCUCGACCUGUUGCAGGUGUCAGAGACAAGUCGCUCUUGAUCACGUUACCAGGCUCUCCAAAAGGAGCCAAGGAGAAUCUUGAGGCUAUCAUCAAGCUCAUACCGCAUGCCUGUACUCAAGCGGCUGGAGCGAACUCCAGAGCUCUCCAUGCAGGUGGAGUCAAGAAGCUAGAAGCCGAAGCUGUCCCAAGGGCGCAUACGUCGCCUUCAGAACGACCUCAGUCUAACGACCCGAAUGCCGGGCCGAAUCGCCGUUAUCGCUCAUCUCCUUACCCCAUGCUCUCAGUCGACGAAGCUCUCAACCUGAUCAGCCAGCACACGCCAGAGCCGGCCGUCAUCGAGGUUCCCGUGACUCCUUCUCUGGUUGGUUCUGUCGUCGCCGAAGAUGUCUAUGCUGGAGAGGCUGUACCGGCCUACCGCGCCAGUAUUGUUGACGGAUAUGCCGUUAUUGCACCUGACUCGCCAACAGCCGGACCUAGUACGAAGGGAAUCUUUCCCGUAGCCUCCAUCACUCAUGCGAACCCAGGAGGGACGCUGUCGCCUCUUGAGCCAGGUACUGUCGCCAGAAUAACCACCGGCGCACCCCUCCCCCCCAACGCGAACGCAGUCGUAAUGGUUGAAGACACCAUCCUCGUCUCCUCUACACCGGACGGCCAAGAAGAGGCCACCAUCGAAAUUCUCACAGGCGACAUCAAACCUCUCGAGAACGUGCGCGAACCAGGCAGUGACGUCGCGCUGGGCUCCAAAAUCCUUUCAAAAGGCGACAUCAUCACAUCCGUCGGGGGCGAAAUCGGCCUCCUCGCAGCAACAGGAACCAAGACCGUCAAGGUAUACAAGAAACCCUGCGUGGGCGUCCUCAGCACCGGCGACGAGCUAGUCGAACACAACGACCCGAGCAAGCUCUACGGCGGCCAGAUCCGCGACUCCAACCGUCCCUCGCUUCUCUCCUGCUUGUCCUCAUGGGGAUUCCCCACAGUGGACCUGGGAAUUGCCCGCGACACACCUCCCGGGGAACUCGAAAACGUUCUCCGCGACGCCCUCCGCGGCGUAGGGCGGGCAAGCACCAGCGUCGACGUGAUCGUCACCACAGGUGGCGUCUCAAUGGGCGAGCUGGACCUGCUCAAGCCGACCAUCGAGCGCUCGCUCGGCGGCACCAUCCACUUCGGCCGCGUCUCAAUGAAACCGGGUAAGCCGACGACGUUCGCAACAAUCCCAUUCAAGCCAUCGUCGCCGACUGGCUCCGCACAGCAGGAGCGCGAGUCGAAACUCAUCUUCUCGCUGCCUGGGAACCCCGCUUCGGCGCUUGUGACGCUGAAUCUGUUCGUGCUUCCGUCGCUGCACAAGUUGAUGGGAAUGGGGCAGAGACAGACUGCGCCGGGAGUAACACCUGCUCUGGGGCUGCCUCUUGUAUCCGUCACGCUGGCGCAUCAGUUUCCGCUUGAUCCUAAGCGUACAGAGUACCACCGUGCCAUUGUCACUGCCUCGCGCUCCGAUGGCCGGCUGUAUGCCACGAGUACUGGCCUAGAGGGUGUUGGUCAGCGGAGCUCAAGAGUAGGAAGUCUUGCGAGUGCGAAUGCGCUGUUGGUGCUUCGGCCGGGACGUGGAAAGGUGGAGAAGGGUACUCUAGUGGAGGCUUUGAUGCUGGGAAAUGUGGUGCCGGAGGCGUAG
Molecule: messenger RNA, 2028 nt
Organism: Aspergillus thermomutatus
Lineage: Eukaryota; Fungi; Ascomycota; Eurotiomycetes; Eurotiales; Aspergillaceae
Product: bifunctional molybdopterin adenylyltransferase MobB/molybdopterin molybdotransferase MoeA family protein
Exons: 5
Coding region: 1-2028 (675 amino acids)
Biological process (GO): Mo-molybdopterin cofactor biosynthetic process; molybdenum incorporation into molybdenum-molybdopterin complex
Cellular component (GO): cytosol; cytoplasm
Molecular function (GO): molybdopterin molybdotransferase activity
Source: RefSeq, a predicted model, not a curated record